Molecule: messenger RNA, 636 nt
Organism: Closterium sp. Naga37s-1
Lineage: Eukaryota; Viridiplantae; Streptophyta; Zygnematophyceae; Desmidiales; Closteriaceae
Source: the annotation of a GenBank genome assembly
AUGGCGGCUCUUUUCCUAGCCGCUCCCGCUGCGCGAGAGCACUUCAUCUCGCUCCAUUUUGGAGUAGUGAUCACCGGAGGCAUAGAAGCGGCGAUACACACUGCGCGCACCUACCUGGAGGACCCCAUUGGGCCACCCACCGGCUGUGCUGCUCGAGUGCGCGGACGCCUUUCUGGAGCAGCAGAGCCGCUACCGCUCCUCUCACAGAUGGACCCGCAGCUAUGCGUGCUACUGCUCACCCGCUGUGUGAGUCGCCGCGCCUCGUUCCUGGUCAGAGCCACACCUCUCGAGGCCCUGCCGCUAGGGGAAUGGUCCGCCUGGGGGGAAGAUCUGCUCCACACCUACCUGGCUGCCGCACACACAACGAUCCCCAGGGACCGGGCAGAGAGGGACAGAAUCUGGCAGCAGGCCACCCUGCUAGCGUCUCUGGGAGGCCUCGGCAUCACAAACCCUGCAGUGGAGGGGGGAUUCGAUUACCUGGCUUCAGUCGUUUCUGCCGCCCACCUGCUGCGCUGCUUCGGCGACUCAGCAAACCCGGCUCUCACAAAACUCCUGCCGCUGAUGGAUGCUGACAGGGAGUCCACCUCCCUCCUCCCGAGACGCCUAGCUGCCUUGGAAAGCGGAGCUGCUGCCUGA